Molecule: messenger RNA, 183 nt
Organism: Penicillium samsonianum
Lineage: Eukaryota; Fungi; Ascomycota; Eurotiomycetes; Eurotiales; Aspergillaceae
Exons: 3
Coding region: 1-183 (60 amino acids)
Source: RefSeq, a predicted model, not a curated record
AUGGAUAACGUAAAAUGUGUCAGACAUCCGGACCAUGCUGGUACCUCAUCGAAUCUUCUGGUGGCUGCUGGACUACCCACCUUCACCGCCCACUGUUGCCUGGCAGAAAAAAAAUUUGAUCACCGCCCUAUGAGGAAUCUACGUGCGAAAAAAGGGGAAAAAGAGGAAAAGGAUGAAAACUGA